GAAAAAUCUCAUCUUCGGACACUCUCCACGUGUCAUCAUGGCGCGGGAGAGCCAGAAGCUGUUGCAGGCCGAGGAGGGCGCCGCGGGCGCGGCGACCAACGGAUGGCCGGUGGUCCAGCCCUUGGACGAUCAUAGCACACUCUUUUGCUGUCCAUGGAUUCUCUUCAUUCCGAUUCCGGCCAUCGCGGCCUCUUACCUCUUCGGUUUGACCGUCGUCCUCUUCGCUGUUCUCCUGGUUUUCUUGGCGCUUUGCUGCGGCUUCCCACUCUGCUGCGCCCGGUUAUACACCUGGUCCUGGAGCUUCAAGCCUUACAGGUGGCCGACGGACUUGUACGAGAAGCUGCUGUACCUGGCACAUAUGCUGAAUCCAGAAAGACCCACCGUGGCAGGCCCCGAGUCCAUGCCGGUCGAUAGCUUAAAACCACGUGGCGAGUUGCCCAAGGGUUUCCUGGACUUUGCGCUCUUCCUCCAAGUGCCCUUUGCCAAUUCGGAUGAAUUCGGCAUCGCCGAGACACCGCUGUUCAUCGAGAAGAAUUUGUCAGUGUUGCCGGAGGGACAUCAUCUGGAAAACUUCGCACCGGACGAAAGUCCGGUGGACUUUGUGAUGAAGCAGAUGUCCGCCAUCUACCCGCAGAUCUACCAGGACUGGCCGGACAAACUUAGCGACAAAGCUUUGGUACGUUUUUGUUUGCACGGUCUCGGUGCGCAUCGCGUGGACGUGGAGAUGCGCGAUGGGCAGAAGUUGUUUGUGAUCAAGACCAAUGCCCUGGCGGGUCUUCCCGUCAAGGAGGGCUUCGAACGCUGUGGAGGCCACAUGGCACACGUGGGUGGCACAGCAUGGUGGAGCUGCAAAGGAAUGGUUGUUGAAGCGAAAUGGGACGCCAGGGGCGUCUAUUGGAGGAAGACGGCCCCAGGGACCCUAAAGGUGGAGGAAGCGGUGGAAGAGCUGCUGUCCAUGGGCCUGCAAUACGAAGGCCAAAAGACAGCUACGGUAUGUCACACACUCCCAGGGAGCAGAGCGGCAGCCGCGGCCGACAAUGCAGAGCGCCGUGCCGACUUGGAACCUCUUCCAGAGGCUGAGCACAUGGCCGACAACUAUGAGGCAGCAGAGUCCGAGACGGGCACCAAUGACGAGGAGCGGGCGAAGUUCCGCUUCCGCAGCUCGCUCUUCGUUCUGGUGACGCUGGUCGAUCACCUCUAUGACAUCCACCUGCAACGUGCCAACCUCUUCGUCACAGCCAUCCGCGAGAAGAUGUCGUCGGAGCAUCCCAUCCGGCGCUUCAUGUCGCCCUUUACGUAUCGAACUAUUGGGGUCAACGACAACGCCUUCCAUAACCUCAUCAAGAAGGGAGGUUUGGGGCCACGAUGCUUCGCGUUCACCGAGCAAGGCUUCGGUUUGGCCUUCGCCGCAGCCCCGUCGCUGGUGAACGGCGCCGAAGCAGCGACCGCGGACAAGGGGCCCAUUUUGUUUCGCGACGAUUAUGUGGCAUAUCUGAAGAAGAAGGGUAUCGAUACCGAGUAUUGGCGUCAGUCGCUGCAAAUAUAUCAGAUCUAUUUGCGCUUCGUCAAGGGAUACCUGGCGUGUUACUAUCCCAACAAGGAGGACUUGGCUAAGGACUUUGAAAUGAAAGCCAUGGCAAGGCAGUACUUCUUCCAGUUGGAGAUGGCGUCUCCAUCGAUGCUGGGCCGUUCCGGUCCCGAUUUCUUCGAGCAAAACACGCAGACGGUGGAGGAGACCUACGAGUUCUACGCCAAGUGGUUGGCGCAGAUCAUGCUCUACGUCACCGCAGGACACGAGCAGGCCGGCGCCGUCGAGG
Molecule: messenger RNA, 1817 nt
Organism: Cladocopium goreaui
Lineage: Eukaryota; Dinophyceae; Suessiales; Symbiodiniaceae
Source: the annotation of a GenBank genome assembly